AUGGCCAGAAGAAGGAAACAACCUCAACUAACCCUAGCAUCACUGCAUCUCAGCAAUGCUCUUCCGUUCGAUCUGGUGGUUGAAAUACUGUGUAGACUCUCCGUCAAACACCUCCUUCAACUCCGCUGCGUCUGUAAAUCAUGGAAUUCUCUUAUCUUUCGAGAUUUUGAAUUUGCCAAGAAGCAACUCCGCUUGUCAACCUCCAGCCACCACCUCAUCCUAUCUUCACGUCAGUUGCUUCUUUCACAUUGCCCAAUUUCCUCUAUCUUCACCUCCACAUCCACUACUUCUACUACUAGUGUCAAACAAUUCGGCUUUUCUAAGAGAAGUAUUCUUAACAAAAUAAGAUAUGAUAAUAGAGCUUCCACUUGUGACGGCAUCCUAUGUUAUAAGAUAGUUGAUUCUUCGGCACUGGUGUGUAACCCUUUCAUUGGAAAAUUCAAAAAAUUGCCUCUUUUGAAAUUUCCACUCCAAAUAUUUACCUCAUAUACCUUAGCGUAUGAUCGUUUCACUAAUAGUUAUAAGGUUAUUGCUGUUAAUCACAAUAGUAGAAAAAUAGAAGUCAAUGUUCAUACUUUAGGUACUCAUUAUUGGAGAAGGAUUUCGGACUUCCCAGGUUCUGACCUCACUCCUAAGUCUAGACCGGGAAUAUUUGUGAAUGACUCUGUUAAUUGGUUGACAUAUGAUUUAGCUUGUAAAGGGGCUUUAAUUGUUUCUCUAAAUUUAGAGAAAGAGUCUUAUCAAAAGCAUUCACUGCCUGUCUUCGAUGUGCGAUUCCCAAUUUCUUAUUCGAGUAUCUUAGGAAUAUUAAGGGGUUGUUUGUCUCUCCUCUCUUCUAGGGACAAGUUUUGUGAUGUUCGGAUUAUGAAAGAAUAUGGUAAUGAAAAUUCUUGGAUUAAAUUGUUAAGUGUUCCUCACAUGAAACUACCGCGUGUUUUUGGUUAUACCAAUGUAUUAUAUAUUUCAGAGGAUGGCCAAGUCUUGAUGGAGUUUUUCAAGGAGUGGGAGGGAUUUAAUUUGGUGGUUUAUGAUUCCAUAAAUAAUAUAUUUAAGAAUCCUAAAUUUCAAAACAACAUCCAUUGUAAGAUGGUGGCACAAGAAGUCUAUGUUGAGAGCUUGAUAUAUCCUUUAUAA
Vicia villosa (hairy vetch) is the source of this 1134-nucleotide messenger RNA. RefSeq names its product F-box/kelch-repeat protein At3g23880-like. The record is from RefSeq and is a predicted model, not a curated record. Bases 1 to 1134 code for a protein of 377 amino acids. NCBI's taxonomy places the organism in Eukaryota, Viridiplantae, Streptophyta, Magnoliopsida, Fabales, Fabaceae. Gene Ontology annotation, molecular function: protein binding. The transcript has a single exon.